AUGGUUGCUUCAAAGGGGGACAACAGUGGCUUUUCAUCGCCUGCACGACUAAGAGUCUCAUUGAGUCAAGGAGGUUCGUUCAAGGAAAAAAGAAGCAGAUCCCCCAACACCCUGGACGAGACUCUGUUUGACCGUCUGGAGAGGAUGAGAGUUUCAUCUCCAAAGCUAACAAGGAGUCGGAGCCAGGGAGAGACUAUUUGGCAUGCUCGCCAGUCACCAACUCCCAUCUUAUUUCGGCGGUGCAAACAGAGCCAUCUUGAUCUCAAGGUCGAUGUCAAUGCACUCGAGAUCAAGGACACGUGUGAGCCAGAGCCUCAAGCUCCUCGUUCUCAUCCCUCUUGGAGCAUCAACUCUGAAGACUCACCCAUGGAUUGCGAGAAGCAGCACUUCUUCUCGGAAUCGUGA
Messenger RNA from Guillardia theta CCMP2712, 405 nucleotides. RefSeq lists its product as hypothetical. The record is from RefSeq and is a predicted model, not a curated record. The coding region runs from base 1 to 405 and encodes 134 amino acids. The transcript has a single exon. NCBI's taxonomy places the organism in Eukaryota, Cryptophyceae, Pyrenomonadales, Geminigeraceae.